GCUGCAAUUGCAGGUUGAAGGUGUUAAUUACCCUACAGUCCGUCACAGUGCUAACUGGCUGAGUGAAACCGAAAUCGGAUAGCCCAAAACGAAACUGAAAAUGCUGGAAAUCUCACAAAUCAAGCAGCAAGUGCCCCAUAAUUGGACCUCGGGUGAGAGCCGGCGGCAGAGUACAUCCUCCAAGACAGUGGCGGACAGUAGAAAUCGCAUCGGGAAAUCGCGUCUAAAUCGCAGCAUGCUCAAAACAGGCCUGUUGGUUUUCCUCUUGAUCUGCCUAAUAAACUCGGCCGUCCAAGCGGAUGAAACGGCUAGAAAUGGUCGGCUUGGCCGCCACCUUUCCACCACUCCGCUAACUUCCCUGGAAACGGAGGAGUCAUCGGGCGAGGAGGCGGUGACGGUCACCACCGAGCCGGGAACGGAAUCCCCCAUUACGGAAGAAUGGCAGCCUGUCGUGAAUGCCACACAGGCUCCGGAUAAGCUGGAGAAGAUUAAGGGUAGUGACUCACUUCUGCUGCGUCUGGCCAGACGAUUCUCCAGCGGAAACGAACUGUGGGAUGGCCUGGUUCGCGACUGUUAUCUGAAACCGGACAUCUCGUGCUUCCAGAAGAACGUCUUUAGCUAUCUGGAUGGCGCCCUCGAUGUCCAGGAUGUGAAUGUGACACAGCGACUCAAGUUUUUCAAGAAUCAAGUUGAAUACGAAGUUGAAAAGGAUAAGGAGGAUCACUCUCAAGCUCGGGCCGCAGCCAGCCCGGAAACCCCCAUCGAGGAAGUGACCAAUGCUCUCUACGGAAAAAGUAUAAAAUUCGCCAUGACACACGAUCUGGAGGUGGAUCUACCAGAGGUCAUGUUCAAUGGCGCCACUUUCCGCAUCUCGCCGCGAGCAAUCGAAGGAAACGGGAUCAUUGCCAAGCUGGAGCUGAUACCCAAACAGGUUGUCAAGGCCCGACUGGCCGGGGCUAUAAUCCAAAAGAAGAUACAAAAAUUUCUACGCAGCAAACUGGUGCUGUCAUUCCUGGCCUUGCUGCUGAUAAUCAAGAUCAUCAAGAUCAAGCUGUUCUGGCUGCUGCCAAUCGUCAUCGGAGUCGGAGCUGCCAAGAAGUUGCUUCUCAAGUUCCUGCUCUUCCUGUUCCCGGCGCUGUCGCAUCUCUUCAAGCUCUGCUCCUACUACCAGCAAUCCUAUCACGCUCCAACCAAAUACCAUCAUCAUCAUCAUCUCAUCGAUCACCAUCAUACGGUUGUGCCGCCAUGGCACAGUGGAGAGCAUCAUUCGGUGCCAGAAAUUAUUUACACCCAUCCACCGAAAGGACAUCCGUCAGCCUAUCUCCAUGGAGCCCCUAUUCACGAGAGCCACGGCCCAGGAUUCGAGCACUUCGAGGGCGCCUGGGAGAACAGUGGUCCUGGCCUGGGAUCUGAAUACAUAGGCGAUAUAAAUCGCGUUGCACAAAUUGAGGAAAAUGCGCAUUACUUUAAGCCCGACACGGCGAAAGACGCCGACGUCCUGCAUGCUUGGGGACUGGGCGGUACACAGGGACACCAGCAACACCAGACACACCAGCAACAUGUCACACAGCAGCAACACCAGCCGCAACGCUGGCCCGUAUCCUCGCAGCAGCCCAGGCCGCCAACGUCGCAGCAGAAACUCCAACUGCCGCAGCAUCAGCUAAAAACACAGCUGCAGCAACAUCAACAAUUAAGUGCUCAGAAAGUACAUGCUUCUAGUCACAGUUUAAACCCAUUUCAAAGUCAGGACAAACAAAGCUCAAGGCCGGCACACUCCCAGCACCACCCGGUGUUCGUUCCAGGACACUACCCACCGCAGAGUGGGCCAGGACUUACGGCAGCAGCACAAAUUGCGGCGCAGUAUGACCCAGCACGGAACAAUCAGCUCCAAGCCCAACAGCCACAGCAACACCAGCCACUAGUUCAGCAGCAACCUGAGUCACAACUUUCGCCCGAACUGGCUGCCCAGCUGAAGGAAGCAAUUCGCAUUCAAGCCGAACAGCGAAUAAUCCAGCAGCAACAGAAAAUACUCGAACAUCAGCCUUUUGUGCAGGACGGACAGCCGCUAUAUCCGCUUAACUACGAUCCAUUCUACAGUCCCAUUCUGCUGAAAAUCGACAAAAUCGUCGAACAGCUGGGAGUGAAAAAUGACCUGUGCAAGGAGCGAAUUGUUUGCAGCAUGUACAAGGACCCGGCCACCUAUAGUCCUCACAGCAAUUUCGUUUCCGCCGAAUUAAGUCGCGAUACCAGCGAACUGGAGCCCGUAACGCAUGCGAAUGAGGCUGUGCGGCGUUUCUACCGGCUAAUCCAGGCUGCCCGGGAUGGCCAGGAUCAAAAGGACUGUCAGAGCCUGUACCCACAGUGCAAUAUGCCGGCCAAAUGAGCCAGAGGGUCGUUGUGGUCCAGACCAGGUCCAGAUUCGCGAAACGAGAACGAGCAACUUUAAAGUCAAUUUUCCUUGUUAAAACCCGAACUGUAAAUAAGAUAAUUACUCUAACUUAUUCCUAAUGUAUUUGUUAAAUUCUUAUUAUUUAUUUAUUUAUUUAUAUUAGUCUAAUGGUUCGCCUAGUUUAUGCUAAUCUACGCCCAUCUGACACUCGACCGCUGAGCUAAUAUUCAUUCUGAUUUUGUUGAAAAUAACUCACAAAUAAUUCAUUAGAAUUGACUGCGGUCAGUGCACUUUUUAAAUUGUCAUCCCACAGUGAAUGGCUUCUAUUUAUUUAACAAAUAAUUCGAUAAAAUACGAAAUAAUGAAAUCAGAAUAUUUAUUAAUAGCCGGUCAGAUGGUCGCCGCUAAAAAUUCAAUUAGUCAAUAUGCAAAAAUUGUUAUUAGAAGAUUUAUUUAUCGCCAGUGCACAUAAAAUGGAAAAUAAAUUGAAAUUGUGUUAAAUAUUAA
Molecule: messenger RNA, 2896 nt
Organism: Drosophila bipectinata
Lineage: Eukaryota; Metazoa; Arthropoda; Insecta; Diptera; Drosophilidae
Source: RefSeq, a predicted model, not a curated record